AUGGAAAAAGAAGAAGCAAAAAUGGAGCCUUCCAACAACACCGAAACCGAAGAGGAAACCGUGGCGCUCAAGAAGAAGAGAGCACGCCGUGUCAGCUUCGCCGACAAAGAGAUCACCUCCGUCCACAUCUUCCGCCGCGACGACUCCUCUACCACCUCCUCCGACACCGCUCCCGAUCCCGUCCUAGGGUUUUUCCGCGACCUCGCCGACGAAAGCGACAACGACGACGACCGGAACAACUCCUUCCUUCAACCUCUCAGCUCCCCUUCUCCCGGCGGCAGCGGCAGCACCACCGCCGCCGCCGAUGACAGCGAUGAGGAUGACUUUCGCGGUCCGGUUUCGGCCAAUUUCAUCCGUCCGGAACGCUUAUCGGACUCCGGCGCCUCGGAUGAUGUCACCAUGGACUCAACCGCCUUCUCGAUACAUUACCGGAGCCUAGCCCGGUCGGAAUCCGGGGAUCUCAAGACGCCGACGAGGUUUGGCUUAUUGCCAACAACGCCGGCGCCUGGCCGGAGUGGAAGCCCUUCCGGUGGGAGUUUGAUGGACCUCACCAAUCCGGAGAAGACGCAGUCUCUAGUGUCUGCCACUGAGAGUGGUGGUGGAGACUCAAAUGACAUGAGCCUUGUGGAGGAACAUCCGAAAAGCUACAAUUUCGGCAGACUUUCGCCUCGUUUGCUUGCCAUUUUGGGAGAAGGAAGCAAGGAUUUUGCUGCCUCACCAUUUCUUUACAAGGCCACGGGUUCGCCGAAAGGGAAUGAUAUGUCAGUGGAUAAGGAGCUUGAUGCUCCCGCCGCCGCGGAAUUGAAUAUUUCAGUUACCUCUUCAGCCCAUCAUGAUAAUGCAGCUGCCCCUGCUUCAGAGUCUCCAGCCAAGGAAAUUAAGGAGUUUGAUACAGACACAACUGCGCCAGUUCGUAAGCAAUUAGACUUUGCUAAGGCUAAUAGAGGAACUCCUAAGAAGAUGGAUGAAGGAAAUCAGUUAAAUUUCUCUGCUCAGUAUGAACUUGGUUAUAAUGUAGGCCAGAAAAAUGAAGGUAAUCCUACAGACCAAGGGCAAGUGUCUGACUCUAAUCAAAAGUCCAAUCAAGUAAAUGGAAAUUCAAUUCAUAGGUUUACGCCAUUGUCAUAUUCUGCGAAAACACAGUUAUUUAUGGGUUCUCCUGAUUCCUCCAGAUAUACUGGGCAUAGAACUCCUCCUUCAAAGCAAUAUCGUUCAUUUGUGCCUGAUGUUUAUGUUACACAAGGUGCAGCUUUGUCAUCUAUACGUAAAAGUAUUUCUAAGUUGAACACUCUUGAGACUACACCCAACACAUCAACUCUCAAGGAAGGGAUUGACAAAUUGAAAUAUAGGUUAUCAAAGUACUCUCCCGGGACUUCUCUUUUUAGUGAAAAAGAUUGUGAAUACAAGCAAGUUGAAACCCUCACUGCUCCUUUUGAGAAACAGCCAUUUAGUUUCACUCCGGAGAAGAACAUUCAUCAAGGUUUGAUCACCAAUGAAAACCAUGGAAAUAGUUCUUUUAAAAAUAUUAGCAAGUCAAGUCCUAAUCAAGAGACUGUGACCAGCAAAAAGGAUGGGGAAAACUUUAAUUUGAUUGCUGCUGAUGUUUCUUACAACGAUGAAAAUAUUAAGCCUGUUGAAAUGGCAUCUUCUCCCUUGCGGAAGACUCGUUUAACAGAAGUUGUAGGUUUGGACCUGGAAGAUAGUACAGUUGAGAAAAGGAAGGAUGAAAUUCCAAUUGUAACACAUGACAAACCUUUUUCUUCCCCUGUGAAACCAUUUGUCCAGAAUCCAUCACCAUCCUUAGAACGUCAAAAUAUUUGCCAUGGCGAGUCGAAGCAGCUGGAUAAGCAGAAUGAAUCUGUUAAUAGUGGUUCAUUGCAAGCCAUUGAAUACAACGUGCAGACAGUGGCUAACAAAUUGGACUUGUCUGAUUUUAGAAACCGUGAACAGACUAACUCACCUUUUGAGAAAGUCAAUGAAUUUACUAAGAUUGCAUCGAAGAGCAAACCGGUCGAGAGUCCUGAUAGAAUUAUAGUUCCGAGCACAACUAUCCAAGAAGCAACAGCUCAGUCGCCCUUUCUGGCCCUGCAAGAGGCUCCUGGUGAGUUGAUCCAAAGUAAUAUCCAAGACUUGUCUCACAAGGGCAACUCAGAUGGUCUUGGAUGUGAUCUUGAUAACAACUACCAUGUGGUACUCCAAGUAGAUCAAAGCCCUCUUCCAAAAUCUGGUAUUGAGGUUUCCUCUGGGAAGAAAAGAAAAGGUUCCAAGAUACUCAGCGAUGGAGAAAAUAUCGAUAAAAUUGGGAGGAUUGACGGAAGUUCAGAGGUUCAUGAAAGUUGGAAUGGUAAUGAACUGUUAGUUUCAGAACAAAUGAGUCCUAUGAGAAGUGAAAGAGAAAAGCUUGGGGAUCAGAUGCAGAAUGAUCAGCAUACUCUAAAGAAAUUCUCAGUGAGCACAAAACAGCUGCUUUCUCCGUCAGUUGAUAAGCUAAAUUUGAGAUUGAUUAGCAAGCUGGAAGAUAUAUUGGUUCAUCUGCAGAAAGCUAAGAAAUGGGAUAUUCUUUGUUCUGAAAUUCAAUCUCAGAAAUCAACAGAUCCUCUAAAUAUUCCUGGACAGAGAAGAAUUGUAGAAACGAGAAUGUUACUGAUCAAUAUAGCUUAUGAGAAAGCAAAGCUACAACUAAUGCAUAUGAAGCGUGAGAGAUUAACGAAAAAAUUACAACAGUUGAGUUCUGGGCUUCAGGAGGCUCAAAUGAUGAAAAAUGUCAUCCCUUGUUCAACUAAGAUUGGGUCAAUUAACAUUCGUGCUGAUGAUAGUCAUACCCAAGUUUCUAGCGAAAUGGAAAAGAGGCUGGAGCUUGAAAGUUUGGAUUGGAAAGCAAAAUCAUUAAUUGAAUUCUUCUAUAAUAACUGCAAGAUGGAAGGGGAUCGAACCUGCUCUGACACUAUAAAAUCUGUUCAUGAUUAUUUGCUGAAGAGAAUGUCUUACAAGUGUAUAUUCCAGAAUUUGAAGUUGUGGAAUAUUGAAGAUUUUGAGCGUAAGGAUGGUUGUUUCAAAAUUCUUCUCAACUAUUGUGAUUAUAUCACCCAAAGGUUCACAGUAAAUAGUAGUUUAUCAAGCAUAAUGAUAUCGAGUAACUUGAAUAAUGUGAAUAUCAGGAAGACCUUUCCAAAUAUGGAUGCUUUUUCUGCAUUUCUGUUUGUCUUGAAUCCUCAUACCAAUAAGAAAUGCCCUGGUCAAAUCAGUUUGGCACAAGAAACACAGAUAACAAGUUCACUUAUAAGUAAUUUGCUAUAUGUGGCUGAGGAGGUUCAAUUAGCUCAGAUAGAGAUUAGAAACUUGGUCCAUGCCAAGUUCUAUUCUCGCUCAGUUCAUCAGCUUGAUUUGCAGCUAUUAUUCAUUGACUUUUGUAGUGGGAAGAAGGUGCAAGUGACUCUUGAUAUGACAUGCUUAAAAUGUGGGGCUUAUCCUGUGGAGGUCCUUCCAUGUCAAAUACAUGAUCCCUCUGCUAGCGGGGAACAAAAGCCUCUUCCUGCAUCGCUUGUAGAUAAAAUAACAACUGCAGCUGUGAAUGAGAGAGUUGGGUUUUCAAGAAUUAUUAGGCUUUGUAAGUGUAUUUCCAAGGCAGUCCAGGAUAGCACUCAAAGCGGAUGAUUGACAAUUUUUGCUUGUCUACUCACUUUCAAUCGUUAAUUUUGGGUGAAUUGUCCUUAGAGCUCAGCUCUAUCUUUGUAUAUUUUCACUUCAUUGUGUUGCUACAAAUGGACGAGUAAUUGUAGUUCUCAUGCAGCAUAAAAAAACACUAAAACUUCCAGUGUAUAGUGCUGCCAUAAGCUUCAAUCCUUUGCAUGAAAUCAGUUUCUUGAGAUUUGUGAAAUUUUCAAUUUCAAAAAAUAAGAACCAGUGCUGACUUAGAUUAGCUCCUUGUAGGGUGUAGCACGUCCAUAAUAAAUGUUGCUUAACUGCAAAGCAGUGUGGAUGCCAGAAUUAUCUUACAGUUUCACUGUUUUACGGAGUUCUUAUGUUCAAUUAAAUUUGUUUCGUGAUUGGAAUUGUAA
Lotus japonicus is the source of this 4058-nucleotide messenger RNA. RefSeq lists its product as uncharacterized. The transcript is spliced from 16 exons. The record is from RefSeq and is a predicted model, not a curated record. The coding region runs from base 1 to 3654 and encodes 1217 amino acids. NCBI's taxonomy places the organism in Eukaryota, Viridiplantae, Streptophyta, Magnoliopsida, Fabales, Fabaceae.